UGGACAGACGCACUGGGAUUGCUGGCUUGCUCCCAGGAAGGAGACCAGAAACUCUACUGGAUAUGCUGCAUAUUGAAGCCGAGGUACUGGAUGUGAAGUCUGGACCAGUUUUGGAUUCAAUCAUACCACAUAUGGAGUUUGUUCCCAAAAUACUGAAAGAGACUUUCUGCUGCUUUAUAGGAAAAUGGGGAGAGUGCAACAAUGAAUCAGGACAUUUACUCCAGGAUUUUUGAAAACUACCUGUUGAAUAGCGACACACUAAUAGAUUCUUGUAUUCACUUUGAGACUUUUUUUGAAUUGAAGUACAUCUGGAUCCAGCGGAAAUAUUUUCUAGGGAAGAUCAGUGGCUUAUUUCAGCUGGAGACUACACUGACUUAGAGAUGACUGGAGCCCUGCACACUGGACUCAUACUCUUCUCAUUUGUGGUGGUGUGUGAGAGUGAGCCAACACAUGCUGGGCCAGAUAGACCGGGGGAAUCACUCGGACAAUCCAGACUGGUCCAUCUAACUUCUCACUGGGCCUUCCAGCUGGUCAAUGACUCUCUGGCUUAUUCCGGGGCCGAUAGAUUCUGCAGAGGCCAGUUCAGCUCCCUCGCCACCAUGGAAAAGUCAGAGGACCGGGAGGGAGCCUUGGAGCUGCUCCGGCGGACUGGACACCGCUUGCCGAUCUGGGUCAGGGACCUAAACAAAGCGGCCUCCAAGCCUGUGGCCCUCUCCAAACAGUAUUUACAUUUCUUAGCUCUAAACUUCCCAAAGGACUCCCAUGAGGGCUUUGCUCGUGUCAACAUGUCCUUUCCAACCCUGUCGUCCAUCAGUGUGUGUGUUCGAGUUCAGUGGAACUCAGAGUGGAAUCAAGUGUCCACCAUCUUCUCCUACGCUGCACCUGUCUUUACCAAUGAGUUCCAGUUACGAGGCCAAGUGGACAUGCAGGGACGCAUCCUCCUGGCGCUUAUCAUCCAUGGGAAGCACCUGCCAUAUAAGGCUUCCUUCCUCAACGACGGAGCUUGGCAUCACGUCUGCGUUGCUUGGUGCCGGAGUAGCAGCCACUGGGCUAUCUAUGUGGAUGGGGACAUGAAGGACAUGGGCACAGGCACAGAUGCUUCCAGGGAUAUAUACGGGGAUGGAAUUCUAAUUCUGGGUCAGGACCAAGAUUCAUUUGGAGGGAAUUUCACAGAGCCAUUUUUUGGAAAUAUUACUGACCUGAAUGUUUGGAAUAUGUCUCUGGAAACAAGGCAUGUCCGCGCCCUCAACGCAUGUUCGUCCAUUACCCAGGAAGUGCUUUUCAGUUGGAAUCUUGACCAUCUAAGCAAGCACCCAGUGGUCAAAGAGGUGCAGGUCCUUCUGUUUUGCUCAGCAGUGCACCAGCAGAUGGAGCUGCAGGGCUGCAGGACGCUCCAGGGCUGGGCCGAUCCGCUGCCAGUGUUCGGCCUGACAGACUGCUCGGAUCCACUGCCCUUCAUCUGCCAGAGCAGCACAGAGCGUUACUUGAAGAUGAAGCAGAUGAGUGAUUCUCAGACCUCCCAGCCCACAGCCUUCAUGGACCGUCUGAUGAAGCUUUCCAACAAAACCCAGACAGUGCUGGGGCAGCAGCCAUCAGGGCUUGACAGCCUGGCCCAGGCAUCCACCCUGCUGGACAUCUCUGUCCAAGCCCUGGAGGACACGCAGCAGGAAGGUUUGCAGCCAACAGACAUGGUGUCCCUCAUCCAGCUGUUGUCUCUGGCUGCUGACGCGCCCCCCACACAGUCACUCAGCGGGGCCACAAACCACAGCCAGGACACCAUCCGGGAACUCAGCCAGCACUUCAUCACCGUGGCCGACAGCAUCAUCAGCCAAGACAAUGCCCUCAAGUGGGAGACCAUCAAAGAGCUGCCAGUAGCACCUCACUGGUUCUGUAAGCUGGUAGUUCAGACACAAACAUAUUAUUUAAAGCCAGAACUGGAGAUGCAGCAACAGAUGCUGCAGGAAGGAUCCCGAGGCUCAAGUUUCUGUGGGCCUGAGACAGGGAAACACACCAACCUAGACUGUAUUUCAGUCCCACAUCAGAAGAUACAAGAUCUCCAUAACAAUGGCUUCCAUAAGCUCACGUUGGUCAACACGUGGUACGGCUCUUUACGGCCUCCCAUCAAUCCGGAGCAGAACAUCACCAUGGUCCCUACUGUCACUGAUGGCAGCCAGAGGUAUUUGGGCACCGUCCUGGGAUCUUCUGUCAUUUCCACCACAGUGCUGGGAGACGACCAGCCGGUUAGCACAGCAGUUCGCUUCCAGCUCCAGCACAGAGUACAGAGUCCCACUGGUACUGUGUAUGAUCCAGUGUGUGCCUUCUGGGACUUUGAUCUCAAUCCCGAGGCCGGUGGGUGGUGGAAUACCAAAGGCUGUGAUGUAGUCUCCAAAGAAUAUGGAUACACUGUGUGCUACUGCAACCACACCACCAAUUUUGCAUUGCUGUUGCAGGUUUAUGAAGCCCAGGUAACAUACUCAUCCUUUGUGUGUGUGUGUGUGUGUGUGUGUGUGUGUGUGUGUGUGUGUGUGUGUGUGUGUGUGUGUGUGUGUGUGUGUGUUGUGUGUGUGUGCAGUGUCCCUAAAUCUGACCGUACCACCGUCCAUAAGAACCUGAUUGUGGCUUUGGGCCUAGCUGAGUUGCUGUUGAUGUGCAGUGAUUUGGCGUCUGCCAAUGAGGCAGCGUGCUUUGUGGUGACUGCACUACUCCAUCUCUUCUUCAUGGCCUCCUUCUCCUGGAUGCUGGUGGAGGGCCUGCUGCUAUGGAGCAAAGUUGUGUCCGUCAACAUCAGCGAGGACCGAAGGAUGAAGCUCUACUACAUCAUUGGCUGGGGACUACCUGUUCUAAUAGUUGGUGUAACAAUGGCAGUAUCAGUGGAUGAGUACAAGGCAGAUGAUCACUGCUGGCUCAAUGUGAAGACUGACACCAUCUGGGCCUUUGUGGGACCUGUUAUAUUUGUCUUAGCGGUCAACGCUGUUGUGCUGUUCAGGGUUGUCAUGGUGACUGUCUCCAGCGCUCGCCGCCGCACUAAGAUGCUCAGUCCAAGCUCGGCAGCGAAGAUGCAGACCUUUGACCUCACCUGGGCUGUGACCCGUCCAGUUCUCAUCCUGCUGCCAGUGCUGGGGCUGACCUGGCUGUGUGGAGUGCUGGUCCAUCUGUCGGUAGUAGUCGCCUACGUCUUCAUUGCUCUCAAUGCCACCCAGGGCCUGUACAUCUUCUUGGUGUACGCUGUUUACAACAGUGAGGUGAGGAAUGCCAUAAAGAGGAUCAAAGAAAAGAGAAAGGCCUUAUCUUUCACGAACUGUUCCCAGCCAACCAGCUUCCUCCCUUCCCAGAGGGCCCCGAUCACCUCCUGGGGCCGCAGUCCACUGACCCCCUCCAGCCCUGAGACCAGUGAGACUUCUGGACCGCCUAGCUCCACCUCCACGUCAUUGGUCAUCAAGAACGAGAGCUUCAGGAAGGAAAGCCUUGUGAGUUUUUCCUUGAAACCAGCAUCAGGAAAUCAAGUGGUCCAGCUGACUGGGUUCAAGCCAUCAGGUUGUUGAACUUGGAGUGGAGUGGAUCCUGAUACUCGGCUACAAUACGCAUGCACCACGCUGA
This is a messenger RNA of Etheostoma cragini (Arkansas darter), 3597 nucleotides long. RefSeq names its product adhesion G protein-coupled receptor D2 (gene adgrd2). The record is from RefSeq and is a predicted model, not a curated record. Gene Ontology annotation, biological process: cell surface receptor signaling pathway; adenylate cyclase-activating G protein-coupled receptor signaling pathway. Gene Ontology annotation, molecular function: G protein-coupled receptor activity. Lineage: Eukaryota; Metazoa; Chordata; Actinopteri; Perciformes; Percidae. The transcript has 24 exons. Gene Ontology annotation, cellular component: membrane. Bases 381 to 3542 code for a protein of 1053 amino acids.